ACCGGAGAGGAGAUCCCCAGGAGUUUGAGAAGUUUCCCAGCUGUUGCGUUGGCUGUUUGACUGUAAAGAUGCUUCCCAGAGCGCUCGCCGUGUUAAUUACUUUAUUCAGCCUCACGGAGGGCAAACAGAAAGACUUAUAUACUUUUAAAGUAGUGAACAGCAGGGGGAAGUUAGUGUCCCUGGAAAAAUACCGGGGUUCGGUGUCCCUGGUGGUGAAUGUAGCCAGUGAAUGUGGCUUCACCGAGGAGCACUACAAAGACCUGCAGCAGCUCCAGCGGGACUUUGGGCCAUAUCACUUCAACGUGCUGGCCUUCCCCUGCAACCAGUUUGGGCAGCAGGAGCCCGGCAGCGACAAGGAGAUCGACAGCUUUGUGCGCAGAGUCUACGGGGUCUCCUUCCCUCUGUUCAGUAAAAUCGCUGUCGUCGGAACCGGAGCCAACAACGUCUACAAGUACCUUGUUGAGUCUGCUGGAAAGGAGCCUGACUGGAAUUUCUGGAAGUAUCUCAUUGAUGUAAACGGCAAAGUGGUGGAUGCAUGGGGGCCAAAGGUUUCUGUCAAAGAAAUCCGACCCAAAAUAGCUGAAAUGGUGCGGCAGAUCAUCCUAAAGAAGAAAGAAGAGCUUUAACCUCCUGUUUAAAAGACCUCUUAGUGUUAGGGUUAGAUUUAAAUUCCCUGGUACAUAACCCAAUGAAGAGAUAAACUGAACACAUUUAUUUUGCUUAGACAAUCAGACUUUGUUAGAAUAAACCAUUAAAUUCACGUCACAUAGCGAAAGCAAGUUCCACUUGCUCUCUGAAAGCAGUGAUGAAACACCACUAGGUUUUUAAAUUCAAUGUCAAAUUUUAUAUCAGGUGGAUGACAUUUGACGCUGCGGCUUUAAGCCAAAGAGCUCCGGUUUACCGUCAUGUGGGUUAUGAGUUUGUUUUUUACGACAGAGCAUUAGGGCCACAUGAAGGGAAAAAAAAUUAAGGAGGAAGAUUUAUUUAUUUAUUUUGCAUUGUGAGAAUAAAGUCGAAAUGUCUAGAAUAAAGUCAACGUGACAAUAAAGUUGAAAUACUUUUUCGAAAAAUAAAGUAGAAAUGUCGAGAAUAAAGUCGAAAAUACCAUUUUGAGAAUAAAGUCGACAUGUCGAGAAAAAAACUUGAUAUUUCAAGAAUGAUGUCGGACUUUUGAGAAUACACCAAACUUCUAGCUUUACCUAUAGUCUUCUACUAAAUGUAUUGUGAAGGCCUAUAUGAACUCGUGAAAUUAAAUAACAAGGAAAUUCUUUCUCUUUUAGCGCAUUAACACAGUAUGGUGAUCAGUAAUAGGACUUUGAAGAGAUUGUGCCAAAUAUUGCGUCUGUUAAGAAGGAGAAACCACACAAACUUGGAAGAGGUGGCCGUAUUCCUGCAAACUGAAAUAGCUUGUAAUGGACAGAUGCAUUUAUUCUUGUCAUUUCGACUUUUUUUUCGAAAUGGUAUUUCGACAUUAUUCUUGUCAUGUUGACUUUAUUCUCGAAAUGCAAAAUAAAUAAAAAAUCUUCCUCCUUAAUUUUUUUCCCCUUGAUGUGGCCCUAAUGUUCCGUCGUAGGUUUUUUAUUCAUUGUGAUUUGUGGAAUAAACUUUUACUGUGAUGAGAGUGA
Messenger RNA from Perca fluviatilis (European perch), 1625 nucleotides. It is a transcript of the gene gpx7, whose product is annotated as glutathione peroxidase 7. The transcript has 3 exons. Bases 69 to 626 code for a protein of 185 amino acids. Gene Ontology annotation, biological process: response to oxidative stress. The record is from RefSeq and is a predicted model, not a curated record. Gene Ontology annotation, molecular function: glutathione peroxidase activity. NCBI's taxonomy places the organism in Eukaryota, Metazoa, Chordata, Actinopteri, Perciformes, Percidae.